Molecule: messenger RNA, 825 nt
Organism: Hyaloperonospora brassicae
Lineage: Eukaryota; Oomycota; Peronosporomycetes; Peronosporales; Peronosporaceae
Source: the annotation of a GenBank genome assembly
AUGGUGAGCACCAUUUUGCUCGCUGCGCUUGUGCUGGCCACGACUACUAAUGCCGCGGCUUUGGGUGGCUUGAUGCCUGCCGUGUCGUUGGGUGGCUCGACGCCUGCCGUGUCGUUGAAUGUUUCCUUGCCGGUCGUGUCGUUGAGUGCCUCCGUGGGCGCCGGGGCGGCUCCUAUGCCGAAUGGAGGAUGGCCCACUAGCCAAGGCGAUGUCUACUUCGCAGCGCCCUACACGGUCAAGAAGGGCGAGGUCUUCGAUGGCGGGAUGAAGACGUACCAGCGCUCCAACAUCAAGUGCCAGGGCGGCAUGGAGAGUAGCUGGCGAAACGCCGUCUUUUUCGUCCAGGAAGGCGGGACACUCAAGAACGCGAUCAUUGGUAUCGAUCAAAUGGAGGGCGUGCACUGCGAGGGGGGUGGCAAUAUCGUCAACGUGUGGUGGGAUGCCGUAUGCGAGGACGCGCUGAGCAUCAAAGGCGGUACAAAAAACAGCGUGACGAGAGUGAUCGGCGGUGGUGCGCGCUCGGCCGCCGACAAGGUGGUGCAGCACAACGGCUACGGUUCGUUGAUCGUUGAGGGGUUCUAUGCGGUGAACUACGGGACGUUCUGCCGCACGUGCGGCGAUUGUGGCAACAAAGGCGUCACCAUCAGCAUCAAGAACGUCUUGGCCGUCAACGGUCGCGUGCGACUCGUGACGCAGAACACGGGCGACAAGUUCACGGCUGAGAACAUCAUGAUCAAGGGCAAGAGGGUCGAAGUGUGUUCGGUCGGCACGGGCGCCUCGCGCAGGCUCUGCAAGGACUCGCUCAGCAGCGUCACGUAUGUGUGA